GCUCGCUGAGUCGCAGAGGCAAAACGCCGUCGUAUCUUUGUGCUUAUAUUAUUACAGUUUCUAAAUCAUCUCUAAGCUGUUUCGAGAGAAGCAAUGCUGUGUCAAGAUUUAUCCUUUUCUAAAACCCUGAACCCUAGCUUCUCCUUCCGUAAAUCUCCACCCAAAUCCGGCGUACGAAGGGUCGUUUCGGUUUUACCGGUUAUUACUGAGAGAAAUUAUGCGUUCAGGCUCAAAAGCUCCGAGCUUUUUCUCAGAAAUGAUGCUGGAUUCCGGCGAGACGUGCGGGCUUUGGCGGGGAGGAGCAAGAAGAAGCUUGGAGGAGGUUCAUCUGGUGGGAGGAUAGAAGGAGAUGCAGAUAUGAGGAAGCAGGUGAAGCGAAAUGCUCGUGAUAAGUCGAAGAAGCUAGCGGAGUCUUUGUUUUACAGAUUGUAUAAUAAUCCUGACAAGAGUCGAAGCAACAUUCUCAGUAGCCACCCAGAUAAGUUCACGGAAGAGGAGCUUGAGAUGAUUGGGCUUGGAUACGAUAGGAUGGUUCGGUUUAUGGAUAAGGACGACCCGAGAUUGCGUCAUCCUUAUGAUUGGUUCAAGUAUGGAGAGUUCGGACCUUACUCGUGGCGUGGUGUUGUGGUUGGUGAUCCGGUUCGUGGUACUAUCUCUGAUGAGUGUGUUACUAUGAUUGGUGAAGUGGAGAAUCAUGAAGAGUUUGAGAAGAUUGAGCAGCAUGAGAUGAAUUUAGCUUUCCAGAAGAGGGUUAAGGAGUUGGAUUCAAAUGUUGGUUUGAGGUAUUUUUGGGUUUUCGUUAGGCAUCCGAAAUGGAGACUCAGUGAGUUGCCGUGGGAGCAAUGGACGUUGGUUAGUGAAGUGGCUGUGGAAGCGGAUAAGAAGCAGAGGCUAGACAAAUGGAAUUUGAUGGGGAGAUUGGGGAACAAAUCUCGGUCUUUGAUAUGUCAGUGUGCCGCUUGGUUUAGACCUGAUAUUGUGUAUGUGAAGAAGCCUGUGUUUCAGUGCAGGUUUGAGCCUCAAGAAGAUUUCUUUAACUCGCUCAUCCCUUAUCUGAACCCGGUAACAGAAUCCGGAUUCGUGUGUGAAGUGGAGGAUGAUGAAGGUAGAGUGGAGUUGAGUACUUAUUACGGAGGGCUGUGUAAGAUGCUGAAGGUGAGACAGACAGCUUUUGUGGAUGAUGUGGUAAAUGCGUAUGAGAAGUCGAGUGAUGAGAAGAAAUCCAAAGUGUUGAAGUUCUUGCUCGGGAACCACCCAAAUGAGUUGUUGCAUCCAUAUACAAAAGAGUGGAAAGCAAAGUUGGAGGAGAUGGAGCUAGGGUGUGAUGCUCCAGAUGAAAAUGAGGAUGAGGUGAACAUUAGGGGAAACUCAGAGAAGGCUGAAUUCUCAGAAUGGAUUGAAGAUGAAGCUGAGAAUGACAAUGAUGAUGAUGGUGGUCAGGUGGAUGAAGAAGAUGACGACGAUAACAUGGUUGUUGAUGUGGAGGGAAGCGAGGAAGAAGACAGUUUAGAAGGUGUAAUAGAAGAGUUGGAUCCGGAAGAUGAUGAAAGGUACUGGGAAGAGCAAUUCAAUAAAGCAACGAGCAACGCAGAGAGGAUGGAGAAGCUUGCGGAGAUGAGUAUGGUGGUAUCAGAUAAGUUUUAUGAGAAGCAGUUAAAGGCAAUGGAGGAGAGGGAAAAGAGUGAGAUUGAAGGAGAUGAGUUGGAAAUGAGAGGUAAGAAGGCAAAAGUGAAACCAGAAGAAUGGAAGACAGUAGGAUAUGGAAGGUGGAUGAAGAAGAUAAAGAAGAGUAGGAUCCCACCUGAGCUGUUUCUCCGUGCUGCUGUUCGGCCCUUUGUUUACAGAAACCUUGUCAAAGAGAUUGUUCUGACAAGACACGCCAUUUUGGAAGGCGAGAUUGGUCAAAAGGAGUGAUAUCAGAUCAAUGUCUAUUUUGAUGUAAAAGAGACAGUAUUUGAUGUAUGUUAUUAGCAUCAGAAGAUAAUUAAAACUUCCCAACCUAAUGUAUCUAAAUGUGUCUGAAGUAACUCUUUUUUUGGUUA
Messenger RNA from Capsella rubella, 2042 nucleotides. RefSeq lists its product as uncharacterized. Lineage: Eukaryota; Viridiplantae; Streptophyta; Magnoliopsida; Brassicales; Brassicaceae. The transcript has a single exon. The coding region runs from base 94 to 1914 and encodes 606 amino acids. The record is from RefSeq and is a predicted model, not a curated record.